AUGCAAAGAAAGGAACUCCUCGAUGUUACGGUGGAGGCAUUACAGAAGGCCUCUCCUCGCCUUCAGAACAUGCAACUAUUGACGGUUCGUAAGAAGGUUCUCCACUUCUUCAAGAACGAUAGAGUUCGGAAGAUUCAAGGUGGCAGACGCGUUCCUCCCAACGCAUGCAUGCUAUUUUCUACGCGCGUCCGUCACGAUGGUGUCAGCGCAUUGUGGGCAAAUUCUGAGGAGAGGCAGAAGGUAUGGAAUGCUUCGCUGGAAUGCGAGAAGGCGAGCGGCGCAGUGAACGAUGGCAACCACCUGGGACUUAUCUCCUCACUCAAGGCCUCGCUUUUCAAGAAGCUGCCAGUGGAGGAGCAGAAGGAGUGGGCCGAGAAAGCGGAUGCGCUGCGCAGGGAGGAGGAAAAUAUGAGCCUCGAUGAGGCCAUCGCUGCAUAA
Molecule: messenger RNA, 438 nt
Organism: Sparassis crispa
Lineage: Eukaryota; Fungi; Basidiomycota; Agaricomycetes; Polyporales; Sparassidaceae
Exons: 2
Coding region: 1-438 (145 amino acids)
Source: RefSeq, a predicted model, not a curated record